Oppiella nova is the source of this 3739-nucleotide messenger RNA. The record is from the annotation of a GenBank genome assembly. NCBI's taxonomy places the organism in Eukaryota, Metazoa, Arthropoda, Arachnida, Sarcoptiformes, Oppiidae.
AGUGAGUGGUGUGUGAGUGGUGUGUGUUGUUGUGUAUUGUGUCUCACAUACAGUGCGUACAGAGAGUGUACAGCAAUCGCGAGCCACCAGUCAGUGAGCAGUGAGUCUGUGAUCAGCGCUCAGAUGCGAUGCGUCAGUACAACAGCGAUAUCGUUGACCAACCGCUGCCCAACACGACGCCCACCACUACCACCACCACUGCCUCCACCGACCAGCACAAGGAGGCCACGACCACCACUACUACAGCCGCCGUCGACCUCAACCACGACAACAACCACCACAACCACAACGACAAUGAGGACAACGAGUCGGACGACGCGACCGCCGACGAGGAGACGGAGACGGCGCGCGACUCGUCACCGGACGGCCGGUUCCUGAAGUUCGAAGAGAUCGGUCGCGGGUCCUUCAAAACAGUGUACAAAGGACUGGACUCGCGCGACGGUGUGGCCGUUGCCUGGUGUGAGCUUCAGGAGCGGCUCAACCGCAACGAGCGGCAGAGGUUUCGCGAGGAGGUGGAGAUGUUGAAGGGUUUGCAGCACUCAAACAUUGUCCGCUUCUACGACUACUGGGAGGUGAACAGUAAGAACCGGCGAUACCUGGUCCUCAUCACCGAACUCAUGACCUCCGGGACGCUGAAGACUUAUUUGAAGCGCUUCAAGAAAAUAAACUCAAAAGUGCUGAAGUCGUGGUGUCGGCAGAUACUGAAGGGGCUGAACUUUUUGCACUCGAGGACGCCCGCCAUCAUUCACCGCGACCUCAAGUGCGACAACAUCUUCAUCACCGGCACGACGGGGUCCGUGAAGAUCGGCGACUUGGGUUUGGCGACGCUUAAGAACCGGUCGUUCGCCAAGUCGGUGAUCGGGACGCCGGAGUUUAUGGCGCCCGAGAUGUACGACGAGCACUACGACGAGAUGGUCGACGUGUACGCCUUCGGCAUGUGUCUGCUCGAGAUGGCCACCGGUGAGUACCCGUACUCCGAGUGCGUCGGACCCGCGCAGAUCUACAAGAAGGUGUCGUCCGGUACGCCACCGCUUAGUAUCACGAAAGUGGACAAUCCGGAGGUGAAGAACAUCAUCGAGAUGUGCAUCCAAGUGAAGAAGGAGGACAGGCCUACUGUCAGGGAACUACUCAAACACGACUUCUUCGAAGAGGACGCCGGCUUCAAAGUGGAGUUCUGUGACAAAGAGCAGAGUGUGGCCGACUGUGACAGCAAAGUGGAGCUCAGGCUCAGGGUAACGGAUCCCAAGAAGCGUAAGCACAAGGAGAACGAGGCCCUCCAGUUCUACUUCGACAUCGACAACGACUCCGUCGACGACGUGGCCAAGGCUUUGGUGGAAACAGGCUUUUUAAACAGCGAGGAAGACGUGCGAGUUGUGGCCCUUUUGAUACGAAACCAGAUAUCGGUGCUCUUGAAAGAGAGGGAACAGUAUCUCCUCCAACAGCAACAACUGGCCCAACAAAACCAGCAAAACUUAGAAAACUUAGCCACGAAUUCACCGCAAUUCGAGUUAAUCCAGAAAUUGCAACAACAGUACAAACACGCCGAGAGGAUCACUAACGCCCGGGUCGAUGACGUCUUCUCCGCUAUCAUUGAGAGACACGAGAGAGAGAAACGCGAGUUAGAAGAGAAGCAUUUCCACGAAUUGAAUCUAUUUUUCCUACAAAAGCAUCACUUAAGCAAUGAAAACAUCUCAAACGACGACAAAACGAACUCCAGUUCCCAAUCGGAGACGUCGACUACGCUGAGUGUCGCACAAGAAGCGCAUCGACCCCAGAGUCCGUCGUCUCCGAGUUCGCCGAAUGAGAGCCAAACGAAUAGUGUUUCCGUUUGCUGUAAACCCAGUAAUCAAAACCAACUGAACGACGAGUUGCUCAUGAAAUUGGUUCAGAACCUCAACAAUCCGAAGGCCAUGAAUGCGGCCAACACUGCGUGCAUUAGUCCCGUUCCUGACGACCACCACUUAAACAUAGCCGACCAGCACCACAACAACAAACUCAACACCUGUGCCGCCUCCUACAGCACCAACAGCGGCACUCAGCCCUCGAGUACAGACUCGUCGGGCGCCGGUUGUUGUGAACAGUCGUCUCCGCUCAGAAGCGGGUUGUCUGCGCCCGGUCUCAGGCGCUCAUCCAGUGAUACGUUCGUCGACAGUGUGUUGGCGCCCAAGUACUGGUGCCAUAACACGACCGCCGCGGCCGCCACCACUACCACCACUCCAGUCUCAGUCUCGCCAGCCCUGGGCAUCAUCUACAGGAGUCCGCCGAUGGUCUCCUCCAUGCCGUCGGCCAUCAAUAGUCACUCAUUGACGACACAAUUGUCACCGACAGUCGACGCGUGUAUCGACAGUCACCACCACCUCCACCACAACAACGCAUGUGAUUCCGGUGCUUAUUAUACGAGUAGUUCCAAUGAUUCCGACAGUUCCAACGCAAUGAGUUACACCGAUAGUAACACACGGACUGCAGCCAAACAGUGAGCCCAUUGAUGGCAUUCCCAAAACAUUGAGAUAAUGCUUUUUUAUAAAUACAAAACUAACAAAAUUUUACAGUAUUUUAGUACAAAAUUUUAGAGCCUUUUAAAAAUAACUUGUAAUUAAUUUAUAAUUGAAUUGUUUCAUAAAUUUAAUGCUCUCUUUCUGGUCAUUACUAGUUGUCAUUUGCUAUAGAAAUUCAACCAUUAAUUAAUGAUUGCGUUAACUAUUAGUAUCGAUACGAAACUUACUGUAAAUUUUUCGCAUCCAAAACGCGGUUUCCUUUGACUCGACGGCUAAUCAGUGUAUUAUAUUAGAGGGGAAUAGCGAAACACACAAACUGUUAAUUGUAUUAAACGUUUUUAUUAAUUAGAUAAACGAAACAAAGCAAACAAAAAUGUUUGAUUGCAUUUAACACAACAUUUAGCAUUUGUAAUUCUGUACAUAAAAUAUUAUUAUUAUUAUUAAUUAUGAACUGUAAAAUUAAGUUAUCAUAUGUUUAAACUGUGAUUCCGAUGUAAUGCUGUCACUGGGCGAGCACAGGGAGCCCGCGGCGCUGGUCGUCGCUGUGAACUGCGUGCUCUCGUAUAGCUCACUGUUAUUCCGCUGAUACACGAACUCCGUGUCCACUGUCUUGAGCGACGAACACGACAACUGGUGCGUCAGCAGACUGUCGACGCCGCGGCCCCCGCUGUCGUCGGCACCGGCGGCCGCCGCCCCUCCGCACGACUCGUCCAUAUUGUCGUCCAAUUGAGGCUUAUAUGAGAACAUAAUGACCGAUGCGGUCGACGCGAAGAAGGGUCCCAAGAAUGUCCAGUAGACGAGUGGCGUGAAGAGCGUGAAGUACAAGUAGGUGGUGACGUCCACUACGCACAGGCCCUCCACCCGGCCCCAGAAGAACAGCGCACUGCCCACCGCUUGGAUCAGGUUCAGCACCGAUAGCAGACACGCGUACACGUAAAACGACUGUUUGGCUAUACAUUCAAAAUCGAUUCAAACGAGAAAACACACAAAUUACAAGCGAUUAGUCAUUUAUUUUGUAACAAACAAAACAAGUAAUCAACUCUUUUUUCACUCAUUACUACAAUCAGACGUAUGGAGCGGCCGUUUUUGGCUACUGGUUCUCUCGGUGUCGCUCACACACCAACUGACCCUUCAAUUGUGUACACUUUUUAAGAUUAACACUACAUAUUUUUUAAUUAUUAUAAUACACCUGAAAACACAUUUUAUGCAAAACUAACUUUAUAUUUGUGAAUCAUUUCUACGCU